AUGGAUUCCGAUGAAAGACGAUUCUCCGGCAAAGUUUAUAGCCGGAGAAACCGUAUACCUUUGAAGAAAAAUGCUUCUCCGGCCACUGCUGCCGGUGUGACUGCACCAGAGACCAAGGUUACAUUUCCGGUUAAUUCGGAUGAAAGACGAUUCUCUGGCAAAGUUUAUAGCCGGAGAAACCGUAAAGCCAGCUUGAAGGAAGGUGUUUCUCUAGUCACUACCGCCGGUGAAACCACUCUAGAGACCAAGGUUUCAGAAACCCUAGAGGCGGAGCAACCGACCAAGGUAAUACCUCAGGCAGAUCUUUUCGUUACUGAUUCCACCUCGGGAUUUGUGCCUGAAGGUGGUGUGGAGUUGGGGGAAGGUAGCCAGCCUAACCGGUCAUUGAUUUCUAGGGCUGAAGAUAGGGUUAGGGUUAGGUUAAAUAAGUCGAGGUCGCUUGUUGCGAUUGGAGAAGCUAGGAGGGUUUUUGAGGGCGAGCUUGACGAAGUCAGGGGAAUGGUGACGAGGGUUGAAGCUAAGGAGAAGCUUCAACAAAAUUCAGGCAAACAUCGCGGUUUAGUUUUAAAAACUACUCGUCCCAUUAGCUCCUAUAGAAUUCCAAGAUUUACGGCUGAUUUUGAGUUGAAAAAUCGUUGCCCUAAUUUAGCGGGACGUGUUGAUGUACCAAAGCAUCCAUUUCGUCCACCUAGUCUUGCAUCUAUUGCUAAUAAUGUUAUAGUUGAGAGGGAGAAGAGGGAUAGAAAGCCGAAUAGGUAUUACUAUAGCUCUGAUUACCUUCUUGAGAACGACAAACUUCCUUUUGAAAUCUACAAAAAAUCGAUGAAAAAACCCCAAAAGGAGGCGAAGAACAAAGGGUUUGCUGCUGGAUUGAAGGAAGGUACAAGUGGUGAAACGCGUAGAAGCAUUCAUGUUGAAGAUGUAAGAGAGGCGAAUAAUGGAAACAGUGAUUCAGGAUCAUCCUCUAGUGGAUGAGGAGCUAGGAUUUGAAGAAAUUUGUGUUACUGAUCAGAGGGGCAUUUUGAUUUAAACAGUCUUUUGUUUAUGGAAAUGAAUUUUAUGUAUCAUUG
Solanum pennellii is the source of this 1070-nucleotide messenger RNA. RefSeq lists its product as uncharacterized. NCBI's taxonomy places the organism in Eukaryota, Viridiplantae, Streptophyta, Magnoliopsida, Solanales, Solanaceae. The transcript has 4 exons. The record is from RefSeq and is a predicted model, not a curated record. Bases 1 to 975 code for a protein of 324 amino acids.